Symbiodinium natans is the source of this 5007-nucleotide messenger RNA. The record is from the annotation of a GenBank genome assembly. NCBI's taxonomy places the organism in Eukaryota, Dinophyceae, Suessiales, Symbiodiniaceae.
AUGGAAGCACCAUCACACUUCCCCUACAACCCGACGAUGAUGCCACGGAGAUUGGACUAUCUGGGGCUGAAAGGCUACCACAUGUCCGCAGCAUAUGUAGGAGAGAUCAGGGAUGUUGCCAGAUCGGAUCAUGAACCCAUCGUAGCGGACAUUCCCCCCUCUGGCAAAAAACCCAAAACGAAACACACCUGGGGGCCCAGAGUGCUCAAAGAUCCUGACCAAAUUGGCACCGCCCUCCAGGAAACGCCGGAGGGGAACACAUACUAUGCCCAGGUGAAAAACAUCUGCCUUGCAAUCACGAAGCCCCAUUCGGACAGCAUAACCUUCCAUGAAAGCGAGACACUCCAACUACUACGACGAGAAGCUCACCGCACACCACCGGGGCAGGCCAGGAAACAAGCAUGGAAACAAGUCCAAAAACUCCAGAAACAAGAGCACAAACUUUGGGAAAAGGAGCUCAUCGACCAGGCAAGCCAGAUGAAUUGGAAAGCCAUGCGAGCCAUCGACCACCUCAACCAACCUCGGCAUUGGGAACAUCGACUACUGGAUCCACCAGAUUGGCCCGAUCACCUUCAACAACACUUCAAGAAGAUCUUCAACAAAGCCGACUUAGAGACGACGGAGCGGAAGCUGGAGACAACCAAGAAUACCAUCCGACAACAAUGCAAGAGAACUCCCUGGGAACCCUUUUCAGAGGAUGAAAUGCGAGUAGUAUCGCUCAAAUGGGAACCACGGAAGUCUACGGGGCCGGACAGCAUAUCCCAUGAAGCACUCCAACACCUGCUCGCAGACAAAGUAUGGACGGGCAGGCUCCGGGAGAUGCUCAAUGAUAUGUUUUACAUAGGCAGACUUCACCCCGGCAUAGCCGAAGGAGUUACCGUCCUUUUACCUAAGACCCACGCCCCGACCAGCUGGGGAGAGACCAGACCGAUCACGUUGAGCAGUACAAUCUUGAAGUGGCUGGCCCAACUUCUCCUGCAUAGAUGCGGGGAGGCAUUGUGCCAAACACCACAACAAUAUGCUUCGCCGCGCCGGCAAUCAGCGGAACUGGUCUUCAUCCUCCGCCGAGUCACCAGGAUGUCUAAGGACUGGGGAGAUCAAAUGUACGUCGUCAAGCUGGACAUCCAGAAAGCAUUUGACUCCGUGGGACAACCGGCAAUGGCAGACCUAGUUCGCAGGAAAGUAGCAGAUGCAGGAAAGCCGUGGGAAGCCCAACUGUGGAUUGACGUGAUUCGCGCGAGGGAGAUCAACGUGGCCAUUGCAGACCGCACCACCCCGGUUCCGCAAACGAAUGGAGUGCGCCAGGGCUCUCCGGACAGUCCCCGACUGUUCGCAGAACUCAUUGGAGAAUGCCUCCAAGAAACCUUGGUGGAAGACGUCCACAGCACCACACCUACCCCGCCACACCCGGCCCAACCACGGGAGCUUCCACCAUGUCCGACCUCAGGUGGCGCUUUCAUGGAUGACACAUACCUAUGGGGAGGGUGCUCCGCCCGACUACAACGCCUAAUCACCACCCUGGAAGCCCAUCUCAAACGGCAGGGCUUGGACAUACACCCCAAGAAAACAGGCAUCAUCUCCAGCCAUUCCCAGGGAAAGGGCACACCCUUCCGAAUUGGCGGGGAAACGGUGCUAGCACAAGGCCCGGAUGUCAUCCUGCACGCCCUGGGAUCGCCUCUGACCUUCGACAACGUCACUACAGCCCUGGCAGCAGAAAUGCAAGGGCGAGCAAGACGUACCUUCCACUUAAGGAAACGCAUCCUCUGCGCAGCCACACCCCUCGGGCCCCGCCUCAAGUUGCACAACACCUACGUGCGUAGCUCAGCCCUGUGGGCGUGUAACACUUGGCCAAUACAGGAGAGUCUCCUCAAGCAAGCGAACUCGCAGCAACUACAUCAAGUCCGAGCCAUGCUCGGGAGAUCACGUCAACCAACUGAGCAAUGGGCAGAAUGGAACACCCGCACCCUGCGGGAGGCGAGGAUGAUCGCACAACGAGAGCAGCUACAGCGCUGGUCCACAUUUGUUUUAUGGCAAGUGUGGGGGUUAGUGGGCCAUCUCGCCCGUGGGCAUCCCACCACUCAAGCAGUUCUCCAAUGGCGCAAUAUCAAGUGGUGGAGAGGCCAGCAAUCGCUACGCCAUGGCGCACGUCAUGCACAUCGUUUCAAUCCGCACCUCGACAUCGAGAGACACAUAGUGGCGGUUGCAGGAGAAGAUUGGCUCGCAAUAGCACAAAAUCGACAACGAUGGCAAGAACUGGGCAGCGACUUUGUGCGCAAACACGACCCCCCCUGGGCAACGGGGAGGAUCGACGACUACCGGAACCACCAUGUGGACCACCGAUGCCUCGAGUACCAACACCAACACCCGCACAAGUGCCUCUACCACCACCACGACCCCCAUGGUUCCCACGACCUCCAGGAGUACUACCCGCACGGUUCCGACGACCACCUCGACCCCCUCGACCCCCACAAACACCACGACCUCGAUGACGACCACCUCGACUACCGCGACGGUGCCCACAACCCCAACGGGGACUACCACCACGGCCUCUACCACCAUCACGACCCCUAUGACUCCCGCGACCUCUACGAGUACUGCCUGCGCAUCCACUACGACUACGACUACAACGGCUCCGACAACCUCAUCGGCCUCCUCGACCUCUACGAGCACUACGCCCUCGAUGACGACCACCUUGACUACCACGACGACUACCACCACCACGACCCCUAUGACUUCCACGACCUCUACGAGUACUGCCUGCGCAACCACUACGACUAUGACUACUGCGGCUCCGACAACCUCAUUGGCCUCCUCGACCUCGACCUCUACGGGCACCACGACCUCGAUGACGACCACCAUGACUACCACGAUGGUGCCCACACCCCCAACGAGAACUACCACCGCGGCUUCCACGAUCACCACGACCCCUUUGACUUCCACGACCUUUACGAGUACGGCCUGUGCAACGACUACGACGACUACCGCAACUACAACGGAAGCUACCAAUACCCAAACGGCAAGAACGCCUACACCAAUAUCUACGACUACGACCACCAUGACCACUACGACUUCUGUGGCUUCUACGACCUCCUCCUCGACCUCCCCCUCGACCUCGUCCUUGACCUUGACCACUACGACCACCACGACCUCCAUAGCAACCAGUCCGACUACCACGCCGAUGCCCACACCCCCGAGGGGGACCGAUACCCAGACACCAACGAAACCAACAACAACUUCUACGACCACCCCGACCUCCAUGGCUUCCACGACCCCCACGACCAACGACACCUUGAUGACAACCACCCGGCUGACAACGACGGUGUCCACGCCCACACCAAUGCCGACCACCACCUCCACUACACCGGACGACCCCACCUACGACCACCACUACCGGAACACGCAGAAUGGCCAGACAACACCUUUACCUUCCCCAUGGACCACGCGGACGACUACAUCAUCACAACGGCUCCACCGCCUGACAUCCCCCCAGUCCCUGGCAUGACAGCUGACCAACACAGGGACUGGAUCAGACGAGGAAGACUACCGCUCCAAUUCCUCACCCAAGUAGCAGCCGAAGCCCAAAGAAGAUACACGGCGGCAGCCCUGCACAAGCACCUGACUCAGCACACCGGGGCGACAACACUCGCGCCCGCGCUACCGACAGCACAAACAACCGCAGGAGACACAGCCACAGCCUCGCAUGCACCACUAACACGACCCGAGGCAGACGGACCAACAGCGCGCGAGGGGAACCACCCACCGCAAGACAUAGCGAGGCGAGAACAGCGGCUUAGGCAACCCACCAGAAUACCCCAGCACGAAGCACAGCCCGCCACACCAACCACACCAGUGCAGCCAGCGUCGCACCCCACCGCAGCAGAGGGAAGGGCGACCGCAGCGCCACCGCCAGAACGAUCCGAUCACCAGCAGUGGACAGCGGCUUACCACACCCCACAGUACUGGACAUGGACAUCGACCUGGCAACCAUGGCAAGACGGCUGGCAAGCAAACUACCACUGGCAAUGGCAUGCAGGGGCGCCACAACACAACACGUGGCAGCCGCACCACAACCAAUACGGGUGGGCAUUGCACCCCAUCGGGUCCGAGCCAAUGGCCGACCACCCACCAACCACCCACCAGUCGACCCGGGAAAUGACCGGUGAACCGGACCACUCCGCACCAACAGCCAUGAAUGGAGGCGCGCACCCGGGGUCACCCCUCACCCGACCAGACCAACAAGCAUACACCCAGCGGCAGCGUAACAAAGACGACAAGUAUGAGAUGAAGAAAGCGCUGCAGCGAGCCAACAUCUACCAACCACCCCGGGAAGAUGGCCCGCACCGCUUAACCAUCAAACAACAGUACCAAGACUUCCUCUACACCCAGUCCGGUCGUAUCCAUCCAGCAGGGGGGAGACCCGGCGAAAGAUGGAUCCAACACCCAAUACAACCCGCCAGACCACAAGACAGUAACACAGACUGGGCGGAGAUGCUCAACAGACACAAGCAACCGCGGCCAGAGCAGACACCUGACACCAGCCACACACCGACCAGCAGCACACAGCCCAACCAAGAAGCAGAUGCACCGAACACACCAACCGAACGACGAGCCGACCGCACGGAUGGAGCGCCAGCAUACACGGGCCCGUUGCCACCAAGCAUGCCACAGGACCCACUCACCAAAAUCCAUUUCCAACCGCACCAGGGAGGAUGGUGGCUGGAAGUCGUCGCCCUCAACCACGCAACAGACACCCCAAUACAACCACAACCCAACCAGCAACCUGCUCUACCACCGGGCACCACAGGCUUCCUGUAUCAGGAGGCCGAGGACACGAACCAGUGGACACUCCACAUCCACGAGGCCCCCGAGCAACACACGCAGCUCCCAGGAGGACCGCACCUCCAAGUACGCCCAUGGACAUGGAUCCAGCUCACCCUGGAGGACCCCAAUCCGACCCAUGCCAAUACCGGCCUCGCAACCUCCCCCGAGCCCGCAAGACCACCUUGA